Molecule: messenger RNA, 667 nt
Organism: Telopea speciosissima
Lineage: Eukaryota; Viridiplantae; Streptophyta; Magnoliopsida; Proteales; Proteaceae
Product: signal recognition particle 9 kDa protein-like
Exons: 5
Coding region: 120-431 (103 amino acids)
Biological process (GO): negative regulation of translational elongation; SRP-dependent cotranslational protein targeting to membrane
Cellular component (GO): signal recognition particle, endoplasmic reticulum targeting
Molecular function (GO): 7S RNA binding
Source: RefSeq, a predicted model, not a curated record
CUUGGUUCCCUCUCCCUCCGUCGUCUUUGUCUCUCUGAUUCUUGACUCUGCAACUGCGGCCGUUGCGUGCGAUGGUUGAGUUCUAGAGCCAACAAUCUCUUCCCCGGAAAAAGGUCAAGAUGGUGUACAUUAGCUCUUGGGAUGAAUUCGUGGAGAGAUCCAUACAGUUGUUUCGUGCAGAUCCUCAAUCUUCAAGGUAUGUUAUGAAGUAUAGGCAUUGCGAUGGGAAGUUGGUUCUCAAGGUCACUGAUAAUAGAGAGUGUCUCAAGUUCAAGACAGAUCAGGCACAGGAUGCAAAGAAGAUGGAGAAGCUCAACAACAUUUUCUUUACCCUGAUGGCUCGGGGUCCUGAUGCGGAUGUAACGGAUGUAUCAGGAAAAGAACAGGCAGAAGUGCAGCCAAGCAAGAAAGGAAGGGGAAGGAAACAGUGAGUGCUGGAUAUAGAAGAAUCUAGGUUGAACUAAUACUGGGAGGCUGGAGGGAUAUUUCAAGCAUAUCUCUUUUGAGCCAGUUGAUGCAGUUGAGGAAAUUUCUUCGCCAGUAUUUUUUUUUGGUACCCUUAUGUAGCGUUUUUCAGUUACACAUCAAAUCAUUCUCAUACUGGAAUGUAAAGAAGCAUAUAUUCAUGAUCAUCGAUGAGCAUUUUUUGGUUUUCUUCUUUGUCUUG